Penicillium cinerascens is the source of this 400-nucleotide messenger RNA. RefSeq lists its product as uncharacterized. NCBI's taxonomy places the organism in Eukaryota, Fungi, Ascomycota, Eurotiomycetes, Eurotiales, Aspergillaceae. The transcript is spliced from 4 exons. The record is from RefSeq and is a predicted model, not a curated record. Bases 71 to 400 code for a protein of 109 amino acids.
CGUCUACGACGGAUAUCUCUCUCCGGGCCUAACUUGACUCGCAACACCCCAAAAGUUGAUCACGCCCAUCAUGACCUUUCUCCCAGCCAUCCGUGCCGGCUCCCGCCGAGCCAUGCAAUCCAGCUACACCAUCCCCUCCACAUCCGCAUUCCACACCUCCGCAACACGCCGCACCCUGAAAGAAAGCGACAAGAACCGUGAUGACCUGCCGAAUAUCUAUGAAUCAGAAAAAGACCGGCAGUUGAAGAGCACGAAGGAAGGAAAAGCCAGGUGGAAUGCCGAAUUGGCUAGCAACAGUGAAGCAGAUGUCAAGGCGGACCGAGGCGAAACUGGCGCCGAAGAUAAGGACUUUGAGGCGAUGCAGGAGAGAACGAAACAUAUUCCGAACAAGGGGAAGUAA